Molecule: messenger RNA, 1530 nt
Organism: Scophthalmus maximus (turbot)
Lineage: Eukaryota; Metazoa; Chordata; Actinopteri; Pleuronectiformes; Scophthalmidae
Gene: mvb12bb
Product: multivesicular body subunit 12Bb
Exons: 12
Coding region: 222-1223 (333 amino acids)
Biological process (GO): regulation of epidermal growth factor receptor signaling pathway; viral budding; virus maturation
Cellular component (GO): late endosome; ESCRT I complex
Source: RefSeq, a predicted model, not a curated record
ACAUCACACGUCAACGUUUUCCGAAUUGGCUGUAAAAUGUUCAGCCAAGUUUGACACAGAAGUUCCCUAGGCUAUGCCUCGUCCGACGCAACUGGCAAUACGCCAAAGAGUGCUUGCACUCCGACAGGACGGACACAAACAAGCCAACAUUGCUGAUUUCCAGAGGCGCCGCUUGCCAGCAGGCGAGGCAGGCAACUGCUUGGGGCCCCCAGAUUUCCAACAUGUCUGAAACGAGUAGCCAGCAGCCUGUUGACCCCAUCUCUGCAGUUGGAGUCAUCACAUCACUCAAUAAGGCCCCUAAUGGCUUCUAUGUUGUUGCACAAACAACAGAUGGCUCUGACGCCGACCUGUGGAAGGACGCCUUAUUCAAAUCCAAGGUCACUCGCUACCUCUGUUUCACCAGAGAAGCUGGGCCCGACGUUGUUGCGGACAUGAAGCUGACUGACGUUAAGGACGUGUUGCCAGAGGGCUUCACACCUGUGCAAGAAACGAUGGACACAAAGGAAACUGCCAUGAGGAAGAGGAGGCUGUGUGUGAAAAUCAUCCCUCGUGCAGCUGCUGAGGCGGCUGUGUAUGACAUCCAGAUCGUCGCAAAGUCCAAACCCCAUCUUGUUAACUAUACAUGUUUGGGUGAGAUUAACAAUAUGGGCAUAUGGUAUCGAACCGGAGAUGUCGUCCAUCAUCAGACGUCCCAGGAAACGUCCAUCACAGCGAUCCCGGAAACCCUGCCCAACACAGCAAGCAGGAGGACCACGGGCAGGCCGGAUUAUGAGCACCAGAGCAGUGGGAACUACACCAUGACAGCUCUGGAUGAUGUGCCCUUUGUGAUUUCCGAGAAGUUUUCUGGCAAACCCAAAGAGAUACAGCAAGUCAAUUUAAUGGGCAUUACGAUCAAAUCCCUGGCAGAGAUCGAGGAGGAAGUGGAGAGAACACUUGCCCCAGCCUUACCUCUGACUGGGCCGAGUUUAGGAAUGAAGAAUGAUGAUUGCUCAGGGUUAGGGAAGGAAAUCCUGGUAAGCCACUUAGAGCACGUCGUGUUGUCACCAAGAAGUUACGUUGUCACGCCUGCCCGUCUGUCGGUUGGUUGGUUGAAUGGCUGUUUUGCUACAACUUCAGCGCAGAGCGAAGCAUCACGCUGUGACUUUCCCCCCAGCCCUCAAGUUGGCAGAGACACGUGGACUGGAAUAUUACAUGGACAAAUGAUAUCAAUUCAUUUUUUUUAAUAACAAGCUAAGGAAAAAAUUGAGAAAAUCUGAAAGAUUUGGGACAUACCAAAUGUACCAAAUAUGUUAUGUAUAUUAUGUAAUUUUAGACAGUGGAAAAAAAGUAUUUUUGUUUUAACGGCAAAUGUAAAUGAUUCAGUAUUUUGAUAAUAUACAUAUUUGAACAUAAAAUUUCAGAAAUUGUGAAAAAAGUGCCUUUACUGUAUGUGUUUGGUUUUUACACAAAUAGUCUCAAAAUAAUUGUUCAAAAGAGUGUCACUUUAAAAUAAUAAUAAAAUCAUUAAUAUCCCUGUACAGAUUAAAUGAU